Messenger RNA from Linum trigynum, 5829 nucleotides. The record is from the annotation of a GenBank genome assembly. NCBI's taxonomy places the organism in Eukaryota, Viridiplantae, Streptophyta, Magnoliopsida, Malpighiales, Linaceae.
UAAUAAUAUGGAAUUAAUUUUUGAUUCCAAAUGAGUUGUUAGAAACAUUUCCCUUUCAUGUUUUUAAUACAUUAGAAAGAACUCUUUUUUGGAGAAUAAGAGUACAAAAAAUGCAAUAGCCCGUAGAUAAAGUUGGCACAAUAAUGAUGAUGAUUACCCACGAAUUCCAGCUAAUCCUCCGCAACAAUAAUUCAUUCAACAUAUCUCCUUAUCGAUAAAAUAAUAAUAUCAAAAUCCAAUUUUCCGCUCCCUUCCUCCCCCCAACCUUUGUCUAAAUACUCAAAACGAUCCCCAAAUAAAUAAAACCCCACACUCCCGUCCCCAGCCUACCUUGCUUUUUCCCACUCUUCUUAAUAUUCUCUCUAUCUAUCUAUCCCUCCCCCAAAAAUCUCACUUUCCUCUCACUGUUUCACUGCUUUUCUCCCUCCACACCCCCCCCAAAAACCCUAAUUCCCCGCCUCAAACGCCACCCUCUUUCCUUCCCGGCCUGCCAACCAAACCAGCCAGCAGCAGCCAUGGACGAACAGCAGCUCCAGCAAGCUCAGCUCGCCGCCAUCCUGGGGCAAGACCCGGCCCCUUUCGAAACCCUAAUCUCCUCCCUAAUGUCCUCAUCCAACGAACAACGAUCCCAGGCCGAGCUCGCUUUCAACCUCUGCAAGCAGAACAAUCCUGAUUCCCUCUCCCUCAAGCUCGCACACCUCCUCCAGCACUCCCCUCACCCCGACGCUCGCGCCAUGGCCGCCGUCCUCCUCCGCAAGCUACUCACCCGCGACGACGCCUACCUCUGGCCCCGCCUCAACAUCAAUACCCAGUCGUCACUCAAAUCGAUACUCCUCUCCUGCGUCCAGCAGGAGCAGGCCAAGUCGAUUUUGAAGAAGCUCUGUGACACGGUGUCCGAGCUCGCCUCCGGGAUUUUGCCGGAGAACGGUUGGCCGGAGCUGUUGCCGUUCAUGUUCCAGUGCGUCUCAUCCGAUUCCCCUAAAUUGCAGGAGUCUGCCUUCUUGAUUUUCGCCCAGUUGUCGCAGUACAUCGGGGAGACUUUGGUCCCCUUUAUUAAGGAGUUGCAUGGGGUGUUCUUGCAGUGUUUGAAUUCUUCCCCCAGUUUCGAUGUGAAGAUUGCCGCUUUGAAUGCUGUUAUCAAUUUCAUCCAGUGUCUGAGCAGCUCUUCUGAUCGGGAUAGGUUUCAGGAUUUGUUGCCUGCGAUGAUGAGGACGUUGACCGAGGCGUUGAAUAAUGGCAACGAGGCCACCGCUCAGGAGGCUUUGGAGCUGUUGAUUGAGCUGGCUGGAACUGAGCCUAGAUUCUUGAGGAGGCAGCUGGUUGAUGUGGUUGGGGCUAUGCUGCAGAUUGCCGAGGCCCAGAGUUUGGAAGAGGGGACUCGGCAUUUGGCGAUUGAGUUUGUUAUUACUUUGGCUGAAGCUAGGGAAAGGGCGCCUGGAAUGAUGAGGAAGUUGCCGCAGUUUAUUAGCAGGUUGUUUGCUAUACUGAUGAAUAUGCUGUUGGAUGUCGAGGACGAUCCUGCUUGGCAUACUGCAGAGACAGAGGAUGAGGAUGCGGGAGAGUCGAGUAAUUAUAGCGUUGGGCAAGAGUGUUUGGAUAGGUUGGCAAUAUCAUUGGGCGGGAACACAAUUGUUCCAGUGGCGUCUGAGCAGCUACCUGUGUACUUGUCUGCUCCAGAAUGGCAGAAGCACCAUGCUGCGCUCAUUGCACUUGCCCAGAUUGCCGAGGGUUGCUCUAAGGUGAUGUUAAAAAAUCUUGAGCAAGUGGUGAACAUGGUUCUCAACUCGUUUCAACAUCCUCAUCCCCGUGUUAGAUGGGCAGCUAUAAAUGCGAUUGGCCAAUUGUCUACUGAUUUGGGUCCUGAUUUGCAAAAUCAGUAUCAUCAAAGAGUGUUGCCAGCACUAGCUGCUUCAAUGGAUGACUUCCAGAACCCAAGAGUACAGGCACAUGCUGCUUCAGCUGUUCUCAACUUUAGUGAGAACUGUACUCCUGAAAUUCUGACGCCUUAUCUAGAUGGAAUAGUGAGCAAAUUGCUUGUACUCCUACAGAAUGGAAAGCAAAUGGUUCAAGAGGGAGCACUAACUGCUUUGGCAUCAGUUGCUGAUUCAUCUCAGGAGCAUUUCCAAAAGUACUAUGAUGCAGUCAUGCCCUACUUGAAAGCAAUCUUGGUGAAUGCAACUGACAAAUCUAAUCGCAUGCUUCGUGCCAAGUCAAUGGAGUGCAUUAGUCUUGUUGGAAUGGCUGUUGGCAAGGAUAAGUUCAGGGAUGAUGCUAAGCAGGUCAUGGAUGUGCUUAUGUCCUUGCAAGGCUCACAAAUGGAGUCAGAUGAUCCAACAACAAGUUACAUGCUGCAAGCAUGGGCCAGACUUUGCAAAUGUUUGGGGCAAGAUUUCCUUCCAUACAUGAGUGUUGUCAUGCCUCCUUUGCUUCUGUCUGCCCAACUGAAGCCAGAUGUGACGAUUACAUCUGCAGAUUCAGAUAAUGAGAUUGACGAUUCUGAUGAUGAAAGUAUGGAGACCAUUACUCUUGGGGACAAAAGGAUUGGCAUCAAGACUAGCGUCCUGGAAGAAAAAGCUACUGCUUGCAAUAUGUUAUGCUGUUAUGCUGAUGAGCUUAAAGAAGGUUUCUAUCCAUGGAUAGAUCAGGUUGCCCCGACCCUAGUUCCUCUUCUUAAAUUUUACUUCCACGAAGAAGUAAGAAAAGCUGCUGUAUCAGCAAUGCCAGAGCUCCUUCGGUCCGCGAAAUUAGCUGUGGAGAAGGGAAUAGCACAAGGCCGAAAUGAAUCUUAUGUUAAACAGUUGUCUGACUACAUCAUUCCAGCUCUGGUGGAAGCAUUACAUAAGGAGCCUGAUACUGAAAUCUGCGCUAAUAUGCUGGAUGCAUUAAACGAAUGCUUACAGAUAUCUGGCACACUUGUUGAAGAAGGCCAGGUACGAUCAGUUGUUGAUGAGAUUAAGCAAGUAAUCACAGCUAGCUCAAGUAGAAAGAGAGAAAGGGCAGAGAGAGCCAAAGCUGAAGACUUUGACGCUGAGGAGGGAGAGCUGGUCAGAGAGGAAAAUGAGCAAGAGGAGGAAGUUUUUGACCAAGUUGGUGAAAUAUUGGGUACUCUGAUCAAGACAUUCAAGGCUUCUUUCUUGCCUUUCUUUGAUGAGUUAUCAUCAUACCUCACUCCUAUGUGGGGCAAGGAUAAGACACCGGAGGAGAGAAGGAUUGCCAUUUGUAUUUUUGAUGAUGUUGCAGAGCAAUGUCGUGAGUCAGCUCUCAAAUAUUAUGAUACUUUCCUACCGUUUUUACUGGAGGCUUGCAAUGAUGAGAAUCCAGACGUUCGACAGGCAGCUGUUUAUGGACUGGGUGUGUGUGCAGAAUUUGGUGCGUCCAUGUUCAAGCCUCUUGUAGGAGAAGCACUUUCAAGACUAAAUGUUGUGAUACGGCACCCUAAUGCCAAGCAAGCUGAAAAUGUUAUGGCAUAUGACAAUGCUGUUUCUGCUUUGGGGAAGAUUUGUCAGUUCCAUCGCGACAGUAUUGAUGCUUCUCAGGUUAUCCCAGCAUGGUUAAAUUGUUUGCCAAUCACUGGUGAUCUAAUUGAAGCCAAAGUUGUCCAUGAACAACUUUGUUCAAUGGUGGAGAGGUCAGACGGUGAAAUUUUAGGCCCGAACAACCAGUUCCUUCCAAAGAUUGUUUCGGUAUUUGCUGAGGUUCUGUGUGGGAAGGAUCUAGCAACAGAAAAUACUGCAAGUAGAAUGGUUAAUCUGCUUAGGCACCUCAAGCAGACCUUACCACCAGACACAUUAGCCUCAACUUGGUCUAUGCUACUUCCCCAGCAACAGAUGGCAUUGCAAUCGAUCCUCCCGUCGUAAAGUUGAAGAAGAGAAUCUAUUUUUAUGGUUCAGGGAUGUUGUGAUGAUGAUGCAGCAAGCGAGCCGAGCUGUGUGGUGUUACUGGGAAAUAUAUAAUUGUUUCUCUCAUUCUUUGCAUAAAUAUGGUGUUCUCCCCAUCAAUUGUUUCUCUGCAUUUAUGGUUUACAGCAGCAAGGAAAAAGCUGGCGGUGUCUCUCUGGUUGGGAUUCAGAGUGUGAAAAGUCUGUCAUUGCUGUUGAAAAAGAAAGCCUUUCCUCUCCUCUUUUGCUUUGUAUCCUUCUCAUGUAGAGAAAAAAAAUGUGUAUAUGUUUAUUGAGAGUGUCCAGAAACAGAAUGUCAUGUUAUGAGUUGGGCAACACAGUGGGUAAAGAGAAGGAAGGAAAGCAGAUUGAGUAGAGUUGAGAAGGUCUGUUGCACUUUUGAGUGAGAAUUUCUGGAGAGGAUCAUGAUCCAUGGUGGAAUUGUAGGUCCUCUGCUGCAGUUUUGUUCGCUGUCUGCAUUCAUUUUGCAUUCAUGGUUGUGGAGUCCUUGUGUAUCGACUGGAAAUUUUGAGUGGUGAUUCUUUCAUUAUACAUCUUGGGGGAUUUUGAACUUUUCAUAGUUGUGAAUCACAUGAUUGGGCUUCUGAUUUGUUUCAUACUGUGCUUACUUUUAAUAAUACUGGAGCUAUUAUUAUUUCUGCUAUAUUGACGUUAUAGAGGCAUUAGUGUUAAAGUGAUGUAGAAGAUUCUGCUCUGUUGUAUUCUCAUAAUGGGAACUGAAAUUGGAGCAUUUGGAAGGUGGGAAAAGGACUUGCAACCAACCUUGGCUCUGCCUUAUAAUAUUAUCAGUAGGUCGUCAAUGGGUUUGACUUGACAUCAUCAAUUUGGGAGGAAAAUUGAAACGGCUCUGUUGACUCGUCUCGACUCGAGGAGUUUGAUUCCUUGGGUGUGAGUUGGGGCAUGGCUGUUUGACGUGGCAUUACCAAGUUAUGCUUUGGUAGAAGAGUAAAGAUGAGUAGUUUUUUCAGAUCAGAAGUGUAUUUCAUCUGUUUUAGUUUGGUUUGAUGUCGAAUUGGGUUGUGUAUUUCUUUCUUCGUAUGGAGAUCUUUGAAACAAGAACAUCUCUUUAGUGAUUAUGAGAAUCGAAACUGAUUCGAAUUAUACCUAGUGAUGGUGUAACUGGAUAAUUUCUCGUUCCAAUAUUUGCAAGUUUGUAAAUUGUUCAUUUUUCUUUUUGUUUUUGCAGGUUGGAGGGGUUGUUUUGUAGCAGGAAGGCUGAUUCCACAAACUCUGAGGCUCCAAGAUUCCCAAGCAAAAAGUUGGGGUUUGUAUUGUUGCGCCUGCAGCAGCAGCUUCGUCUUCCUCUGAUCCUUUUGUAUGCUUCCUCUUGCCGACCCCAUUCAUCCAUAUUGCAUCAUUUGUGCUGGCUGGCUGGGUUUUAUUUAUUUGGUUGUUAAUCAUCAUAAAAUGGGAUUACACUGAUGACAGCUCUCCAAGUGGCUAAUAUUCGUGCAUUCACGAUUAUAUAUUUUGGCACUUGCUUUCUUUCUUUCUUUCUUUCUAGAGGGUUGACCACCACAAACCAACGAAUGAAUGGUGAGAUCACUAGACUACACAGAACUGCUUUUUGAUGCAGCUUCUGGUCUCAUCAACUUCAACUUAAUGGAGCUUGUGUUCUUGUUUACCCUUUUGUAAUAUAAUACUAAUCCGAUUUCUUACAAUUUUUUUUUACCAAUUUACACUAAACCUCACACCAAACAAACACGUUAAUGUUAUAAUACCGUCUUAGAUAUAUAAUAUAUGUAAUUCACCUCUCUUCCUUUGACUAUUGCAUUUUGAACCUUUGUCUUGUCUUGUGCAUUGUUUUGCUUGGGUGAUUGAUAAUUUAAAAGAUAUAUGGGUUUAUGGUUUCAUUCAUUCAUUCAGGUUGAUGAUAGAAGAGAAGAGAAGAGAAGUAGCUUUCAUGGAGAGAAUCAAUUCAAGAAGCUAAC